Adineta ricciae is the source of this 4962-nucleotide messenger RNA. The record is from the annotation of a GenBank genome assembly. Lineage: Eukaryota; Metazoa; Rotifera; Eurotatoria; Adinetida; Adinetidae.
AUGGUAACCGAACCCGUCACAAACAUAAAUAGUACAAAUGUCAGCAGUUUUGAUGCUUAUGCAAAUGUAAUGCAAGGCAAAGUCUUAUUUAAUGGUCAUCAAUCAUUACCAAAAGUCGCCUGGAAUCAAAUUAAAGUUCUCGUUAUAUCGAACAAGAAUGAAUUUGACAUUGAACGCGAUAUGUUGGUGACGGAAACUUUACCUAAACUGCAACAGUAUUUUCUCACCCAAGGAAUCUAUGUUUACUUUAUCGAUUGGAAUUUAAAUUGGGAUUUUGAUUCAUCGAAGAAUCCGUAUCAUAUUCUACGGUAUAUGAAGGAAGUACAACAUACGUACGAACAAUCGAGUGGGCUUUUUCUUUUAACUUUCGUGGGAAAUAAGUACGGACAUAUUGUUUUACCGAUUGAACUGUCCGUGAUGGAUUUCAAUAAUGUGAAAAACUCGGCGACGGAUCUCGGCAAAGAUGUAAAAUUACUCGAACGCUGGUAUUUAUUUGAUGAUAAAUCAUCGCCAUCUAUCUAUAAGUUAAAAGAUCCGGAUGAAAACUUCAUCAAUCUUUCGGCACGAUCGUUAUCGACAUAUGAUUUGAACACACGUGAAAAUCUCGAAUGGAACGAAGCAUAUACGCAUCUCGUGGAUCUUUUUCUCAGUGUUGCACACGAAAAAUCCAAUUCGAAAAUUUUACACGACAUUCCUUUACUGUCCGGUGUGGAAAUGUUGUUCAAUUUCUCAACUAAACUCUCCUCAUCGGGUUGUAUGUGCGUUUUACGGCAAUUUGACGGUUUGACAGAGAAAAGUAAAGGAAAUGAGUUUUAUAUUGAUCUUCUUCCUGGUGGCCGUCUCGAUAAGAUUCGUCAAGAGAAAUUGAAACGUUUUCGUGAAUCGUUGACAAAUAAGCUUUCUUCCAAUGAUGCCAACGAGUUCAAAGUCGAAGAUAAUCGAACUAUUCUCAAUGUGCCUUGGAAAGAUAAUGGAGAUAUUCAAUCGAAUGACUCGGAUUAUCAGCGCUACCUACGUACAUUGAAUGCGUCUAUAUUUCUGCGAAUUAAAUCGUUACAUGAACGAUUCAUCGAUCUUACUCUGUCGAAUCAUCUGAAACUAUCCCAGCAAGUUCUCUACAAUGAAUCUCUUGUACAUCUAACCUACUAUUCGAAACUUUUGUCGACGACCUGUCUAGGGUUCGAACAUUUUAUCGAAACGAAUCAUUCAUUUAAACAAUGGCUCGCAUUAGCCAAUACCUCCGAACACUAUCCUUACAUGAUAUUCGGCAGCCGAGCGUCGGGAAAGACUCUACUAGCAACGAAACUCGUUCAGUACCUUUUGAGGACAUUGGGUAAAACGACGCAAUGUAUUGUGCGAUAUUUAAACUUCACCUCACGUUCGCGAUAUAUUGCCGAGGCCUUCUCGUCGAUAUGCUCACAAAUGAGUUCACUGCAACAUGCAUCCGCUCAAACAGAUGAUCAAUUGAAUAACCGCAUUGAAUUUUAUCAGACGACGUUGAAAACUCUAUCGAAAAGUCAAAAGCCUUUGGUAUUAAUGAUCGAUGGGAUUGAAGACAUUACACCACAAAGUCAACAUAUAUCGUCGAUGCCGAUUUAUCAAGCAUUGCUGCAGUUACUUCCACCAAAAGUUUACGUUAUUCUAUCAGUCAGUCGAAGUGUUCAUUCGACAUCGACAUGUGAUGUGCAAAUCCGUGAGAUGGUCGAUCGAAUUGGGAAGGAAAACUGUCUUAUCGAACUACCAUUGACAAGCGAGUUCAUUCAUCUGACGGAUUUGACGUCGUAUAUCAAAUCUGAACUGAAUGCCAUCCAACGAAAUGUACCGGAAUCGGUUUUGCAAACAAUAUCGAAGUCGGCUUAUCUACAAUUGGAUAAACAAUCGCAAAUCUUUUUUCUUCUCCGACUGACUUUGAAUGAAACGUAUUUGAAUUACUUAUCGCAAGAAAGGAGGAAAUUAGACUUUACAAAUUUGAGUCUUGAUGAUGUACUCAAUGCUUACAUUGACUAUUGUGAACAACGAUUCGGACUGAAAAUUUGUUCGUAUAUUUUCAAUUAUAUCAGUUCAUCGCAAGCAGCAAUCAGCGAAAUCGAAUUAUUAGAUAUUCUAUCAUGUAAUAACGAACUUUUUUUGGAAUACUUUCCACGAGAUCUACCAAAAUAUCUGCGUUUUCCACCGUCGUUAUGGAUCGCGAUAAAACAUGUUUUAGGUCCACUUCUAUCAGAAAAAUGCUUUGAUUUGAAAAUUAUGAUUUGUUGGAGUCAUUCGUUCAUUCGACGACAUAUGAAACAGAAAUAUUUAAAACGUGUGGAAGAUAUUCGAAUUGCACAUCGGGAUAUUGCGAAUUAUUUUCUCGAAGCCUUCAUCGAGUCGAAACCGUUAAUUGAAAUGAAUCGAAAUGUUCAAAUAAGAGGAGAUAAUGGUCGACGAUUUAUCAUACAACAGCCACUGCUCUACUCUGAAACGGCGUAUAAUUAUCGACGACUCGGUGAACUAUGGUAUCAACUAAUGCAUUCUGGUGACAUCGAUCGUUUGAAGGAAUAUACUCUAUGCUGUUUUGAAUAUCUACUUUCGAAAAUCCAUGGAUUAUCUAUUGAGCAAUUGUUAUGGGAGUUCGAUAUUAUUUGUAGCAAUAUUCUCGAUGCGGAUGUUCUUCUGAUUCAAGCGACAUUGAAAACCAUUGCAAAUAUUGUUUCAGAAGAUCCGCUGUUGCUCGGCGGAGAGAUUAUUUUGCGCUUGAAAAACAUCAAAAGUUGUUACAAUGAGCACAUCGAAUCUCUGUACGUUCAAGCUCAUGAAUGGUGUGAAUCUUGUGGUACACCUGUUUUCGUACCACUUUCAUCGUGGCUUUCAACCAUUCCACCAAUGACAGUGACAAUUCUACCAUGUCCCGAUGGUGCUAUUAAAAUCGCACCUACAACAUUCAACCAACAUGUUUUCUGUACAACACGACAAAACGAAAUAGCGAUGUAUCACAUCCCAUCCAAGAAACUAGUGAAAAAAUUCACCAGUCAUACAGCGUUGAUAACCUCAAUACGAUUGACUUAUAACAACAAAUAUUUAGUUUCUGCGUCUGUCGAUCGAACGAUAAAGUUAUUUAACCUGAAUUCAGGCGACCUAGAAAACACAUACAAUACUAACCAAGAUGAAAUUCUUUGUAUGACUGUGUCACACAACAAUGAACAUAUCGUAACGGGUUCGCGAAAUCGGCUGAUCAUUGUCCUUCGUUUGGAAACUGGCGAAAUCGAGCAUUCUGUCGAACAACAUCUCGAUGCUGUGACAGCAGUAGCACUUACACAGGACGAUGCAGUUUUGGUUUCAGCAUCACGUGAUCAAACAAUAAAACGAUGGACUUUUCGAGGAAUGCAAUUACUGGACAUAAUCGACACGAUUGGAUCACCUGUUCGUUUCAUGGUUCUAUCGGCUGACGAUACGUUCAUUAUCGCUGCCUGUGACGAUACAUCAGUACAAGUGAAAUCUUUAGUCACAGGCAGUGAUAUUCAUCGUCUCGAAGGACAUUCAACGGAAGUAACAAGUCUUUCAUUAUCACAAGAUUCCAUAUGUUGUUACGUCGGGUGCAGCAAUGCGCAUGUUUAUGUUUACAAUUUUCGUUCUCGUCUUCUUCUUCGAGCACUAACACAUCAUCAAACAUCUGUCUCCGAUCUCUACGUUUCAGCUGACGAUUGUUUUCUUUUCUCAGCUGCAGAAAAUGCUAUACAUGUGCUUAAUGUAAAACAACAAUUUAACGGCUUUCCUAAUGACGAUUUGCCCUCAUCGGCCAAUCCGACUACGGCUUUGUCAAUUUCACGUGAAGGUGACGUUGCCAUCGCGGGCAGUACCGAUGGAGUCGUUCGAUUAUUCAAUCUAAUCGAUGGCGAAUUAACCGAACAGAUCGUCGAUCAUCGAGCGCCCGUCACACAAGUUGCUCUUUCACACUCGUAUCUAUUUUCUCUAUCGGGUUCGAAAGAUACUACUGUGAAAGUGUACGACAAUGAAAUGGGAGAGAUCGUUACCGAAUUUACAGCACACUCAGCUCCCAUAUCGCAUUUGCGUAUAUUAGAAGAUAAUCGAAAGAUUCUUUCCAGCGAUGAGCAGAAUUAUAUCAAAACAUGGUGGGCUAAUACGGGUGAAUUAAUCGAUUCGUACAAUGUUCCAUGUAAAAUGCUUGCUGUUUCUCCUGAUGGGAAAUAUGUUGUAUCAGGCAACGGAGAUAAUAUUUUGAAAAUUUGGUCGCUCGAUGACGCACGUGUUGUUCGUUCGAUCGAUCAUACCGAAGGAAAAAUUACAUGCAUGGCAUUUCGAGCCGAUUCCCAGUAUUUAAUCACUGGUGGUGAAGACUGUAGUUGUAAAUUAUGGGAGUUAUCGUCAGGAAAAUUAACACAGGUUCUCGUUGAACACGAACAAUCAAUAACGGCAGUGGCAAUCAGUGAGGACGGAAAACAUGUUCUAACUGGUGAUAAAGUUGGACAAGCGAUUCUUUGGUUAUUCAAAGAUGGUACUGUUGUUUAUAAACUUCUGAGACAUCAAACUGCCAUUGUCUCAGUAUCAUUGACAACUGAUGGCACUAUUGCAAUUACUGCCUCUCAAGACGGUCUUCUCUCUGUUUGGUCGACGACGACAGGCAUAUAUAUAGCCACAUUUUAUUUUAACCAUAAUUUGGUUAAACUAAAUGUUUCCCGUAGUGGAGCUCGUUAUGCAGCUAUUCUCCAGAAUACGUCAUGCGUGGCAAUGCUUAGCCUCUUCAACAUUUCGUCUAAUGAUGCUUCGAAAAUCGCACAACGUCACAGUCAAAUGUUUUCUGACACAUUAAAUACGAUAUUGCCAAUCAAACCUAAGCCUCUUCUUUAUCCGAAAGAUGCGAAUAUCUUGACCAAUUCUCGGCACAGUUCUAAAACAGAUCAAAUGGUUGCCGAUGCAAUUCAAGUAGCAAAUCCUCAAUCGGAAAAUAAUCAUCGACAUGUUUGA